Molecule: messenger RNA, 1466 nt
Organism: Arachis duranensis
Lineage: Eukaryota; Viridiplantae; Streptophyta; Magnoliopsida; Fabales; Fabaceae
Exons: 3
Coding region: 72-1466 (464 amino acids)
Molecular function (GO): zinc ion binding; nucleic acid binding
Source: RefSeq, a predicted model, not a curated record
UUUUAAGGACUAAAUUGAUUUAAUGAUGAUCAUCUAAGGACUAUUUUAACUCAUUAUCUUUUCGAGCUUUGAUGUUUAUACAGGGGCUAAUUCCAGCUGUGAAAGAAGUCAUGCCAAAUGCUCACCACAGAUUCUGUGUUUGGCAUCUAUGGAGAAAUUUUUCAAAGCAAUGGGGCAGCAUUGAAUUGAAGGAUAUGGUAUGGGAAUGCGCUAGAUCAAGAACCGUGUCAGAAUUUGAAAGAAACAUGAGCAAGGUAAAAAAGAUUAGUGAGCCAGCUUGGGCAUACCUUGAUAAAUGGCCAAAAGAAGCAUGGACGAAGGCACACUUCAGAGAGGAGCCGAAGAUGGACACAAUAUGCAACAACGCGUGUGAGUCGUUCAACGCAAAAAUAAAGCAUUACAGGGCAAAGCCCAUCUUGACACUAGCUGAAGAAGUCAGGAGGAUCAUCAUGAAGAGCAUGAUAGAGAAUAGGCGAAAGUUAUUGCACUAUCAGGGAAUUCUGACUCCUGUUCAACAAAGCCGGUUAGAGGCAAUGACAAAGCUGUCAAGAAAUUGGUUUCCUCAAUGGUCGGGUGAUGACAAGGAGGUGUUGUAUGAAGUGCAAGGCUGGCCAACGAAUAUGGUGGUGGAUUUGGGAAGUCGUACCUGUACAUGUAGAUUCUGGCAGCUGACAGGUAUGCCCUGCAUGCAUGCCAUCGCUGCAAUUCAAGACAAGAAUGACAAGAGACCUGAGGAGUAUUGCCACGAUUGGUUAACGAUGGAUGCGUAUAGAAGAACAUAUUGCUUCAAUGUGAAUCCAAUAAAGGGGCAAGAUCUAUGGGAAAAAACAGGGUCGCCAGCACCGGUUCCGCCUCCAGUCAAGAUCAAGCCGGGUAGGCCCACAUUGAACAGGAGAAAGGACAAAGAUGAACAACCUGUUAGUUCAAAGACACGGAUGAAAAGAAAGUAUAACCUAAUACGGUGCCUGUAUUGUGGUGAAGUUGGGCACAACAGAAGAACGUGCAAAGUGAAGAAACAAGAGGAAGCUUCUGAACAAGCAAGGCUUAUGCAACUUCAGCUUGCAGUAGUUGCUGCCCCUGCUAAUGCUAAUGAUAAACAUGCACCCAAUGGAACUCCGAUUGAUCCUGUUACCCAAGAUCCUACCAAUCCACCAGUAGCAACUUCAAAUGCACCAACUGAGAUGAUCAUUGACCAAUCAGAAGGAGUUCCAGUUACACAAGAAUCUCAACCUUUAUCUGUUUUCAGCCAGGAUAAAGUUAGAGCAAGGCCUCCAAAGCUUCAUGUUAAAAAAGGAAAAACAACAAUCCCAGCCUCACCACAACCGGCUGCAGCUACAACAAUUCCAAUUUCAGCUGAAACAAUCAAGGGCACCAGUUCUGCUACUGCGAAGAAACUUGCUAGUUUCAUGACUUUUGUACCAACUCCCGGAUUCAAACACCCGAAAAAGAAAGACAACGAUGUUUGA